This is a messenger RNA of Lymnaea stagnalis (great pond snail), 8788 nucleotides long. Lineage: Eukaryota; Metazoa; Mollusca; Gastropoda; Lymnaeidae. The record is from the annotation of a GenBank genome assembly.
UAUUUUAGGAAAAUUCAGAUAGAAAGUAGCUUUCACUUUAAUAGCACCUGGCAAAUAAUUCGGGAAGUUGUCGCAGAAUGAAUCAGAAAGCGCUUUCCGCUAAAGAUUAAUUGUGAUAGAUCCCUAAUAGUUGUUUUAAAAUAUAAAUAAACUAUAUAGUAUUCGUCUAUUCUUUUUAUCCGUCAACAGAAAGGUAGCCUAAUAUUUUUAAAAUUUAAAUAGUUAAAAUACUAUCCUACGCUGUCUAGAACUCUGCCUACUCAUACUCGGCUAGGCCUAAUUCUUAGUCUUAGUCUUAGUCUUGGACUCGCUUAAACUUAUUGAUCACUUAGUCAGUCUUGUCUCUUAUAAUUAUUCCUUAUAUUUGUAAUUUUCUAGGUUAUAAUUAAUAAUAUUAGUCUUGUCUAGUCUAUAGGACAAUGUCACUAUAGUCAAUAGUAUUAUAAUAAUUAAAAUUAGUAUAUUAAUCAUAUUAUAUAAUACUACCGGUAGAUCAUAAUAGAUGAUAACAAAAUUAAAACUUUAAAUAAUAAACCAAUGGCAUAGUUGAAUAGAGCUAAUUUUUAAAAGAAUUAUAACACCAAAAUCAUAUUUUUAGCUGUUGUAGUUUUAAAGUUAUGAAUUUUUAAAGUACGACUUAAUUUGUCCUUUUUUAACAUUAACUGUACUAUUAACAUUAACAUGGACUGCAUCUCCAUUUUCUGGGACCCAAUUCCACUGUUCACGUCACGAGCUAUAUAACUCUUGUUUUAAUGAUAAUUUUAUUUUCAGAACUAAUGCUGUAUUAAAAAAUAAGUAAAUAAUAAUUGUAGCUAAAUAAUUGUAGUAAAAUAAAUUGUAGCUAAUCUAACUAUGCACUAUUUAUAUCAGUAAAUUUAAUUUAUUUAAUAUAAUGUAUUAAUAUAUGGCUUUUCUGUUUACCAAAUCUAAGACGUCCAUUAUUCCGAUAUUUGCUACGAAGUGUCUACACGUCCGGCGGUAUGUCACGUGACCGCUGGAAGGCUAGUAUUAUAUAAUUCCGAACGAAGUACUGUUUGGUAGAUCUUGUGUGGUCUAGUGGUAGAGUGGUCGCUUGACGAUAUUAUGAUUUGAGGAUCAAUACCGCUUUUUUUUUACUCCCAUUUUAAUGUAAAAUAUUUUAUACUAUAUUUAUAUUAUCAUAUUCAUCAGCAACUGUAGUUUCAUGAGAAGUUUUUAAAUAUUUUGUAACAAUUUAAAAUGAAAUCUUUUACUUUUAUUGGUUGCCUACUCCACACUGGCCCCUAAUUUAUUUUAUGGAUUACUGGUGCACAAACUCAAAUAACAAACUAAACAAAAAUGUUUACAAGCCACUUUCACUUAAGUUUUUUUCUAUUAUUUGCAUUCAAGAUACUCAGUACAUUACUUGGUAGAGAAAUAGAUUUUAAAAUUAACAAUAGUUUUAAAUCAUUCACAGUCCCUUGACAAGGCUGACCGACAAGAUAUCGCUCAUCACUUUGUUACGGCGGUCAUGUGACUAGGUCGCCGGACAAAUAGUGCGGGAGAUAUACGUCCGGCGCGCCGAACGUGUAGACACUUCCUAUUUGCUAUAUAGUCUAUGUAAGGCAACUCAUUCCCUAAUUACGAAAAUACUGUUUGGGAACUAUUGAACUUUCAACUUUGGUACAUGACUAAUUAAUUAAAGCUUUCCCUGACCUAGUUUAAUAGUUUUUGCACACAGCAAACUUUUAUGAAUGAAAACUCUGAGAUAGUAGUAAAUAAUAGCCAUUAUGCAAGUCACUGUGAAUCGUGAAUGGCCGCCAUGACAUUUUGCACACCGCGAAUUUUGAUCAUUUAUAAUAUGGACUCUGUCGGGUUUUUUUAACCUCAAAUUAAAAUAUUAUUCUUUCAAUACAUUUAAAUUCAUUCUAAAACAUAAGUUAUAAAAUAUUUUGAUGUAAAUAGUGGAAAUAAUUAAAUAUAUCCUAAGUAACUGCGCCUUCCGCCACUGAAAGGGGGGGCGUGGCCACUUCCUUAUCGAAAUUGGGCUGAGCUACAUUACCAUAUAAGGGUAUAGGGGUUUACUCAAGUGAGCAUAACAAGUGACCGACAUGUCCUAACUCAAUGAGAAUUGACACAAAUACACAUCGAUAGCUAAUACAGAAUAAGACUUUUUUUUAAAGACAUAAAAGUUGAACUUCUAUAUGAAUUUUAUAGUGAAAGAUGCCUUAUAUUUAAAGGGGAAUCUCAAAAUACAUGUCGAUUGAAAAAUUGAAACAAAUCAACGUAAAUGUAGGCCAAGAUGUCUACCUAAUUAUAAGGCCGGUAACGGAAGUACUCAUUUAAUAAUAAAUAGACACACACACCGGAAAUUUAAAAACUCACAUUUUUCGGCGCCGAUUUCCAUUUCCAAUACACAAAAGGUAGUAGCCUCCCUUGGUUUACCGAAGUUUCUACUACCGGUAAUAAUGAUUUAUAAAUAUAUAAUAAUAUAUACUUGUACCUAACUUCGUCCAAAUUUGAAGCCAAAUUAUUUAAUGAAAAUUAAUGAAUUUAAUGCCCAUAGCCAUAGAUCAUAGAGAAAUAAUCCAGAGUAAUGGAAACAGUAGACUGAGUAAUUAGUAGACUAGUAUUUACUAAUUUAGUAAAUUUAUGUCCCCAACAGUAAGAGUAUGAGUAUAUAGUGGCUUGGCUUUUGCCAAGAGUAAGAGCUGUCUCACCCCAAGCAAACUGACAUAAUUUUUUAUCAACCAUAAAGAUGCAGAGCUAAAGAUCAAAUCUUUUGAUUACAAAACUAUGGCCGGUAGUUGACCUAAGGAUCCUCCAACUCCAUGACCUAUAAAAUAUAUACAGCGGAAGACAUUCCCAGCCUUGCCGCUACCAACAUCAUAGCCAACUUAGACUCUAGUUAGCUAGUAGUUAGAGGCCCAACCUAAAAUGUUCUUUUGUAAAACAGUAACAGUUGAGUUAGCCUUAUUGUACAGUUGAUUUUUAUUAUUAUUUUAUUUAUUUUAAUUGCAGGCUAGUCAACAUGUCAGGGAUUGCCCUAGGACGUUUAGGUGAAGAAAGAAAGGCGUGGCGAAAAGAUCACCCUUUUGUAAGUUACUUAUUAAUAUACCGAUUCUCAUUAUUAUUAUUAUUAUUAUUAUAAUUCACUCGAUGUCACCAUCAUUGGCAUCAAAGUCAACAUCAAUCAUUAUGCAGGUUAAUGCUUAGUGCAGAUGGGGGAGAUCCUCUAAACUAUGGUCAUGCAUAUCAUCAUUUAUUUUCCCUGGUAGAAUAUUUGAAGUGUUGUAAUUUUUAUUUUUAAAAAAUGAAUUUCAAUGGUUUUUAAGACAAUAGUAUUUCUUUUAUUUUUUAUCCGUUUUAUCCAUUUAGACCAUUAUAUAAAUAUAUAAUAAAUUUUACAGAAAAUGUCAAUUCUUGAGUUUCACUGAAAGAUUUAAAACAGAUUUUAUUUUCAUUUCUUAAUCUAGCUGGUUCAUUUUAAACUUUAAUAAACUUAUUAUAUAUAAAGCUACAAUUUGAAUGAAGUCCUCCCAUUUUGGUGCAAUAUAUGUUCUACUUCUACUAGUAAAUAUGAAAAAUAGUAUUUUCCUUGUUGAAAAUUUGAUUUUUAAUAUAUAUAUUUUUACAUCCCAGGGUUUUGUUGCAAAGCCUACUAAGAAUCCAGAUGGAACCUUAAAUCUAUUAAACUGGGAGUGUAAAAUCCCUGGAAAAAAGGGGGUGAGUGAGGAUGAAAAAUAGUUCAAAAGUCAGUUUUUUGAAAAUUUAUAAUUCCAAGAUUGUUGUCUUUCUAUCGUUUUAUUUAUAUUUUUUAUUAUACCAUGUGUAAUCAAAACCACGAAAAAAAAUUUCUUAUAAUUUUUUUUACUGCAUAACCCAGAAGUUACUUUGAAUUUGAAAACUUGGCAUAAGCAUUGAUCAUUGUUUAAAUUUAUCCCUCAUGGAAGGAGUUGUUCUGAUCAUAAUCGGCAUACUGUUUUUUACAAAUGAAAUAUCUAAAAAGUUUCUUUUUUGCAUACUGAAACUUUCUACACUGUUUCACUUGGGGCAUGUUAGGUUACUUGCAUAUCAGUCAAUAUCAAAUCACAGUUCAGACACUUAUGAAAUGUUGUGAUAGCUUGAACAUAUAUAUAUAUAUUUAAAAUCUGCAUUCUAAAGUUUGUUAAAAACCAAAAACUGUGACAUGUUUCUGUGUUGCACAUUCAUUUCAAUACAUUUUAUUCUCUUUGUUACAAAUUACCAGACUCCAUGGGAAGGAGGGUUGUAUAUGCUUAGAAUGCUUUUCAAAGAUGACUAUCCAAGCUCACCACCAAAAUGUAAGUAGAUAGACAGAUAACCCAACUAAUAUUUUAAAUAUUUUAUUAAGAAGUUAAUACAUAUUUUUAAGGCUGCGACUAUUAAUACAAGUGUUCCAGAAGUGAGAGGUUGGGAUUAAAAAACUAUUUAAAAUAUUAUUAUUGGGUUUGUAAGACAAAAUGAGGUAUCAAAUGAAAGAUAAUUGAAUGGACUAUAUGUUUGUAAACUUAAUUCUUCAGUUUAACUAAAAUAAACUUCCACAAAUGACAUCUGAAUAGCAUUUAGUCAAAAUGCAUUGCCGCCAUUCGCACCGGGUCCCAUUACACUCAAUGCUAUUCGAAUGUCAUUUGUGGUAGUUUAUUUUAGUUAAACUGAAGAAGUAACAAUGGUCAGCACAAAAUUUUGGGAAGGAAGAAUAACCAAAGAUAAUUUUCUUAUAAAAAGCAUUGGAUGUUUGAAAAUUUUUUAAAAUGUAUGUGGAUCAUUUCAGGCAAAUUUGAACCACCUUUGUUCCACCCAAAUGUCUACCCAUCUGGCACCGUGUGCCUCUCCUUACUUGAUGAAGAAAAAGAUUGGCGUCCAGCAGUCACAAUAAAACAGGUAUUAAUUUUUCUGCUCCUAGCAAAUCAUGCAUGUGUGACCAACCUUAAAAUGUAUGUUAACUUGAAAUGUAUUUUUUAAUCUAUGUAAUUCAUAUCGUUCUUGUAAGUACUUUUACUUACCAUUAAGUUAUGUGAAGUUUUUGUUGUUACUUUAGGAUUGAGACCAGUUUGUGGGGUGGGGAGGGGUUUUUAUUGUAAAGGCAAAGCUUUAAAAAAAUAACUUAAAAACAUUGGUUUACGAUUAGCCAUAAUGCCAAAGUUACAAUUAGAGUUAGAUUGUAAUUAAUCAGCCUCUGAAACAGUUUUUUUUUAAAAAUGUGUUUAUGUUUUACACUUAAGUUAGCAGUCAGAUGAUGUACAUAGGUGAGCUAGUUAUUUUUGCUCAUUAAAUAGAAAAAUUUUUUUUUUACAUGCAUAACUUUUUAAUUUGUUUAAAACAGCAGAAGAUUUGGUGUCAUAUUCAGUGUUAACAAAUUUUGUGUGAAUCAAUUGAACCCUUAUAACUUAUAAUAAAAUUGCACUGCUCAGUUUCUUCAUAAGUAAAUUGUAAAUUACUAUGACUAUGAUAAAUACAAAUCUAUGUUGACAUCUCAAAUUAACAAAUUUCUUUCACAUUUACUGCUUUUAGAAAUGCUCAUCCCCCUCCCCCCAUUAUUUUGAGAUAAAUCUCAAUUAACUCUGAAAGUAAAUUAUAUUGAAGUCUUUUCAAUAACUCAUGAUCUAUGGAAUAUAUAAUCCCCACCCUGUUUGGCGUGACUAAGUUUUUUUAUCAUGAAUCUAUAAUUUCAUGGAUAAAUUAGUUAAAAACACUGAAUUUUGAUUUUGUUAUUUAAAAAUUUCUUAGUUCUGGCAUGCUUUAUAAAUGUACACAACCAUUGGAGCUGCAAUAUUAGUUCAACUAAGCCAACAUAGUUUUAAAACUGGACAUUUAAAGUAAUGAAUAAUGAUUUCUAUCAGUCAUUGGACUACUAAUCCACAAGCCCCAAUUGUGUGAACUGUUACUGGAUAAAAGAAAUUUAUUCACUGGAUUUUAGAUUUUAUAAAUUGGUUCAAUGUAGGCCAAUAUACAGGCCUAUACAAUUAAGUUUCUGAAAGAAAAACUGAGGUGACUACUGAUAAGCAAUUACAGUUUCAUUUCUUUUGGACCCCAUGAAAAGGACUUGUAUGCUAAGAUGAUACAUGUAACAACCAUUUAAAGUAAUAAAGAGAAACAAGAGAGGAUAGGAUAUGCUUAUUUCAUAAACGCAGCUUAUAAACAUUAUGGACCCAAAUAGCUGUGAAUGAAUUAUCAGUUAUUGCAGAUUCAACAGCUAAUUCAACAGUAUAAAUGGUUCUGUUGUUUAUACAGGUUAAUAUGCCUAGUUGAUUGGCUUGUGAUAAAUUUAGUUGAAAGAUAUCAGCUUUUGAAUAAAUACAAAUGAUGUGGACAAUGUGGUUAGUAGAAGAAAAAAACAGAGGUAGAGAGCCUUAUUCUUUCAUUUUAAUGAAAUUUUUAGUUUUAGGGUGAAAACUGUAAUAGUCACAUUUAUUUAUUUUAUUUAUUUAGGCAUUUUUAUAUAGCGCUUACCUUAAAGCUCUAAGCGCUUUACAAUUAUUAAAAACAUGUAAACUAAGUAAAAUAAAAAUGAGACACUAGGAUAGUAACUACUAUACUAUAGAAACCAAUUAAAAUGGCUAUAAAACGAGGACUUCAUUUAACCUGAGGAAAACAAAAUGCAUUUCUUGAAUAAUUAAAGAUCUGGUAGCUUCAGUCGUUUUGAUUCAACAGUAGAUUUAAUCAGGCGAUGACAAAUUUGUUGACAUGGCUCAUGUUUCAGCCUCAGCAAUGUGAGUGAUUAUAACUUAGCAUGCAGUUAAAACUGCAAUGGUUUCUUGCAGUAAAGAAAUAAUGUACGAAAAUAGAUUUAUAAAAUAGAAGAUUUAGGACUUUUUCUGCUGCCUUUGUUAAAUAUAAAUAUAACAGUUUUCUGGCAAAAAAAAAAUAGUCAUAUUUCAUAAUCUAUGGUUUAUUUGUACCCAAUAUUUAAAAAAAAAAUAUGUUAAAUUAUUUUUCUCCAAUUAUAUUGAUAUCUGAUAAUAAUAGUAUUUAUCUCAGUAAAAACUUGCCUUGUUUUAUUUAAUUUGUUAAAGAUAAAUGAUGCAAAUUAUAAAAUUUCACUAAUUAAAAAAAUGAAUGCAAAUUAAAAGUACCAUUAGUUAAUACUAAUUUUGGUAAAAUUACUUAUAUGUGUUGUAAAAAUUUCCUUAAAAUUAAGUGAACAAAAAAAUACAAAGAGAAACCAAGAAUAUUUGAGAGUUAAUACAUAUACUGAUUUUUGGCAAUUGAAACUAUUUUAAUUUUGUAUUAUUAUUUUUGUGUAGAUUCUCCUUGGUAUACAGGAGCUAUUGAAUGAACCUAAUAUAAAGGAUCCUGCACAAGCUGAAGCAUAUACAAUCUACUGGUGAGUUGUCAAUGAAGACAAUUAUAAUUAUGUUUUCUUUCACUUACCCAUUGGAUCUGGAUGUGAUUUAGUGAAGAUGUAUUACAUAGCAGGUUACAGCAGAUAUUUUAUAUUGUGUACUAUUGCUUUUUUUAAAACUUAUUUAUGCCUUUUACCCCACCUGAGGCAUAGGCCACCUACAAGAAUUUUUCAUUCAUCUUGGCUCUUAUCUUAUAUUUUGUAUGUCUUUAGUUUGCUAGAUUCAGCUUCUUUGAUUCUCAUAUUUUCUUUAACAGUACAAAUGCUGACCUCAGUCUUUUUCCCAUUCUAACCCUGACAUCUGCUUCUAAUCCACCAUUUAAUGUCAAUGGUGUUGCCCAAGUAUGUGAAGACCUCCACAUCUCUCCUAUUCUAGCCCUGACAUCUGCUUCUAAACCACCAUUUAAUGUCAAUUGUGCUGCCCAAGUAGAUGAAGGCCUCCACCUUCCAAUGCAUUUCCUGAAUAAGUUCAUGGUUAGCUGAGUUUAUCUUCAUGAUCUUUGUCUUGCUUCUACUUAUGUUGAGUAAAAGCAGUGAUGAAAUAGUGGCUACAUCUCAUAUUUUUUGCAUUUGUUGCUGGUUGUGGGGCAGAAAUGCAAUGUCAUCUGGAAAUUCUAGGUCAUUCAGUUGUUCUCAGGGUGUCCACUUUAUCCCGUUCCACUUUUUGUCUGAGGAUUUUUUCAUUAUACCAUCAUUGGUAGGAAUGAAUUGUAUGGAGACAUCCUUGUCUGACUCCUUUUUCAGCUGUAAAGCCAUCUAUAACUAAAAGUCUACCACUCUGCAUAUCAUUUAUUGUUUCAGAGCUUUAUUUUAAGAUGUAACUUUCAUUUAAAAAGUGGGACUGAAGUUUAUUUAUAAAUUAAUAUUUGGACACACCUGUUAAAAAUGCCUUUGUUAACAUUUGGAACUUCUAGUAUUAUUUUUUUUUCUAUUUCCAUACCAUUAGUCAAAACAGAGCUGAAUAUGAGAGGAGGGUCAGGGAACAGGCUUCAAGGUACAGAGAUCCUACUUACAAAUAAGCUCCCAUCUCAGACACUUCUCUUCAGACUAGGUAGAGAUUCCAGGUGGCUGGUUAUUUUGUAAGAAGCUUCAGAAUAAAAUGGACUAAAACAACUUAGAGCAAUAUAUUUAGCAAUUAAGUGAAAUAAUGUACUAGUCAGCUACUGGAAUCACACACUCUUGACAUUGACAGCUAAAAUUAAUUGUUCUGUAAAUUAUCUUCUUUUUAAAAAAAACAUAUUUGCAAUCAUAAUAGCAUCUGUGCUGGACUAUACUGUACCUUAUCAUGUAUAAAGGUUUAUGUUAUUUCUGUCACACGAAAUAUAAAUUGAUCUGUGUAUUUUAUAUGGAUCUAAUUUUCAAUUUUAUUAAAAUAAUGUUGUCAAAUUUUGAUGGUGUUGUAUUCUUUUAAAUUACCAUUUAUGCUUAUAAAACGAACAUGACUCAUAUUACAGACUCUUAAAUACA